AUGGAUAAGUAUAAAUUUUUAAAUCUAUUAAAUAUUAAAUUGGGUAAGAAAACUACCAAGAAUAAUAAGAUUCGUGAAGGAUUUCAAUAUUUAGCUUAUUCAUAUCUUUCAAAACCAGGUGUUUUAACUGAACGAGAGCUAGCAAGCGUCAGUAAAAUGAAUUUAGAUGAUGAAAUAAAAUCAGAAUUAGCAGAAGUCAUUAUCCAGUGUCAGAGCUCCGGAAUCAAUCAGAUUAUUGAUAAGCCCAAAGGGAAAGGUUUGAAUUUUGGAGCUAAAAAAAUUACUAACGCCUACAGAUGGAACCACAGUGGAAUCUUCACCUUUAUGGAACUUUACAAAGAUUCAUCUGAUAACAUUAAAGAUUACGUUAGAAUAUAUGUUAACCAUAUUUUUGAGUUCAUGACUCCAGAAGAGUUGAAAGAUAUCACAUUCACUAAAGAGGAAAUUAAAGCUGGUAAAAACCUCUGUAACAAAUUCAAACUCAUGGUUGAUCAUAUCGAUGGUUUACAUCCUUCAAAUACCUUAAAGGCCUCCAUGAGCUUUCUCAGAGAAAGGAGAAUUACUCUCAGUGUAUUCUUCUCGAUACUUUACACUGGGAAUUCUGCUUAUCACCAUUCUCCAUUACAUCCACAAUUCAAAGGAAUCUCAAAUAUAGUUCUUCAAGUGGACACUACAUUGUACGAUCAAAAUGAGAAUUUGGUUAUGCCAGAACUUUUGGUUGAGGGACUAAUCUUGAAGCACAAGAUUAAUGAUGACUUUGAUCCUAUUCCUUAUGAACAAUCACUGCAAUGUUUUUUUGAUAAUGCCCACAAGUUUUACUCUAAUACUCCUUUAGUAAUAACUUUACAAUUUAAACUUGGAUUAGAUGACGAUGGAACAAGUAUGAAUGAUCUUUUGUUAAAAAUGAAUUUUUUAUCUAAAUUGGGCCACUUCAACCUUAACAUUUAUAUCUAUAAAACUUUGGAAGAUGGCCACCCAACUGAAUUUAACAUGCCGCCAGUAAGCUACUUCAAAAAACUUAAAAAUAUUAUUGGAUUCAGAUUCGAAACAGACCAUAUCUCUCCUGACAAUAAGUUAUCCUAUGAUAAGAUUGUUAAUCAUCACUUAAAAUUAAAUAUCUCUUGGCUAGAUGAUGUAGAACUUGAAGAGUUGUACUUGGGUCAAAAGAUUAGAGUGAUUGAUAUAAGUCAUCUUAAAUUUCCUAAAUUAAAAUCAUUAGGAUUUGAAUGUAAGGAUUAUGCCACAAGUUAUAAUUUUGGUUAUUUUCUUAGAAGACAUUUUUCAAUUAUUAAACAUUUAACUCUUAGAGAUUUCUUGGGCCCUGUCUAUAUCAACUUGGAAUCAGUAGCUUUAGAAAGUUUUACCUUUAUUGGAUACGAGACUAUAUCUUGGGAUUGGCUUUCCUAUGUUUCCACAAAGACUAAAAGUUUGAUUAUCUUGAAAAGUACAUUUUUAGAUACUGAAAUUGUUCCGGAUCUUUCUUGUCAAGAAAUUAUCUUACUGAGAGAUACUGAAAUGGAAAGCCCAGCAAUGAAGAAAUCAAUAGACGCAUUCAUUAGCGAAUCUUUAGAAUUAGGUACAUAUAAGGUUAGACAGAUUCCAUUCAGACUUAGUCAUAGAUAUUUUCAAAUUGAAAAUGGCGAAUCCUUUAAAGCAAUUGAUCUUUAUGGUACAUUAAUUGGUGGACCACUUCCUUCUCACUUAGAAAUUGGAUCAGAAAUGAAAAGUGUUUUGGAAAAAGAACAAAAAGCCACAAAAGCUGUAGAAAAUUUACAUAAUUGGGAAGAUGAGUCUGAUUUGCUGGACGAUAAGUCUGAUUCCGAUAAGUCUGAUUCCGAUGAGUCUGAUUCCAAUGAAUCUGAUUCCGAUGAAUCUGAAUCUGAAUUAUUGAAUUCAGAAGAAGAUCUCAUCUAA
Molecule: messenger RNA, 1914 nt
Organism: Scheffersomyces coipomensis
Lineage: Eukaryota; Fungi; Ascomycota; Pichiomycetes; Serinales; Debaryomycetaceae
Exons: 2
Coding region: 1-1914 (637 amino acids)
Source: RefSeq, a predicted model, not a curated record